This is a messenger RNA of Argentina anserina (silverweed cinquefoil), 965 nucleotides long. Its product is annotated as NDR1/HIN1-like protein 1. The record is from RefSeq and is a predicted model, not a curated record. Gene Ontology annotation, cellular component: plasma membrane; plasmodesma. NCBI's taxonomy places the organism in Eukaryota, Viridiplantae, Streptophyta, Magnoliopsida, Rosales, Rosaceae. The transcript has a single exon. Gene Ontology annotation, biological process: defense response to other organism. The coding region runs from base 91 to 723 and encodes 210 amino acids.
ACCUAGAAAACCUCUCUUCUCAUCCUCAUCCUAAACUUCCAGUACAGUCCCUCCUCCUCCUCCUCCUCCUCCACCACCGCCACCACCACCAUGUCUUCAAAAGACUGCGGCCAGCACUGCCACAACAAGUGGCGAAAGAGAAUCCGCCGCUGCUGCGCGGGGCUCCUUAUCUUCAACUUCAUCCUCCUCGUCACCAUCCUCAUCAUCUGGGCUAUCCUUCAGCCUUCCAAACCCCGCUUCAUCCUCCAGGACGUCACCGUCUACAACUUCAACAACACCGUCCCCAACGUCUUCUCUUCCAGCUUCCAGGUCACCAUCUCCUCCCGCAACCCCAACGAUAAGCUCGGAAUCUACUACGACAAGCUCGACGUCUACGCCAACUACCGCUCCCAGCAGAUCACCUUCUCAACCCUAAUCCCACCCACCUAUCAAGGCCACAAGGACGUCAACAUAUGGUCGCCCUUCGUCUACGGCACCAACGUUCCCAUUGCUCCCUACAACUCCCUUGCUCUAGGGCAGGACCAGGCCUCCGGCACUGUCCUUUUGUUGAUUAAAAUUGACGGGCGGGUAAGAUGGAAGGUUGGAACAUUCAUCACCAGAAAGUACCAUCUCUAUGUGAGAUGUCCGGCUUUCAUAACUCUGGGAGCCAAGACUACUGGAAUUGUGGUCGGAGAAAACGCUAUCAAGUACCAGCUGGUCCAGCGAUGCAAGGUUAGCGUAUGACAAAGGAAAUGAAAGGGCGAGCAAUCCAUAUGAAUCGGACGGCGACAAAUGGCCGUGGAAUUAUUAUUGCUCGAACGCCGUUAGUUCCUUCUCUAUAAUUAAUUUUCCAGCACUUUUAAUUUUCCUGUUGAUUAAUUUAGCUCGAUCGAACUGUGUGUGUAUUCGGAUUUACAUAUACGUGGGGUCUUUUGAAUUUGUACAUUUUGCUAUAGAAUAAAAUGGAGACUAUGAUGAAAGAUACA